Ilex paraguariensis (yerba mate) is the source of this 2394-nucleotide messenger RNA. Lineage: Eukaryota; Viridiplantae; Streptophyta; Magnoliopsida; Aquifoliales; Aquifoliaceae. The record is from the annotation of a GenBank genome assembly.
AUGGGAGCAGGGAGGAAGACAAAGACACUCCCUUUGAAGGAAAAACCUCCACCUUAUUGGACGGUAAAUUGCAGUGCAUCUGCUAGGAAUCUGAGGAAGAGCGAUCUGGGUGGAGUGAUUUUUGGAUGCAAGCAUAACACAAGGAAAGAAUGCUUGUCCAGGCAAUUGUUUGGUUUACCAGCUCCACAUUUUGCAUAUGUACAGAACAUCAGCCCUGGCUUACCACUGUUCCUAUUCAACUACAGUGAUAGAAUGCUUCAUGGUGUCUUUGAGGCUGCAAGCCCCGGACGGUUAAAUAUCAAUCCAUAUGGCUGGACUACUAAUGGUACAGACCCCACACCAUAUGCUGCACAGGUUCAAGUCCAUUUUCGGGGACAGUGCAAAGCUUUGCAUGAAGAUAAUUUUGGGCCUGUAAUUGCUGACAACUACUAUGAGCCGAGCCUUUUUUGGUUUGAACUUGACCGGACUCAAUCCAGAAAGUUGAUCGAAUUGUUUGAAAACAAAGGAGUUCCACCGAGUAUUCCUCGCUUACAGAAUACAGUGUGGAACACUCCUGAUACAAUACAAGCAAAUGCUCACGCUGAGAAGCCCCUUUCACAGGUAGAUUUUGGUCAAUCAAAUCAGGUCAACCAGCAAUCGGGCUCAUGGGAUGCUCCUCCUUUUGGUGGAAAGACUGAGAACAGUGACAACUGGGGGCCGCCACAGUCUUCCAUGUUAACUGUUCCUGAUUCAGAACAAUAUGAAGAAAUUGUGGACUUGAAAUCAAGUUGUUCAUACUCUUCUGCUCCAAGAGGGGUGGGUGAUUUGUUUCCACAGGGCUCUUCAUUUCAAACUCUUCAUGCUGCUGAUACGAGAGAGGAAGAUGAAUGCUCUAAGACUAAGAGCAUUGCUUCAGACUGGAAUCUGUCAAAUUCAGAUGAGUCCUAUGUGGAACGGGGGUCAUUACAUGUCACACCUCAUUUUUAUGGAGAAAGCCAAGCUUUAGAAGAUCCUACAGAUGAUGAUGCAAAAGAAAUAUGUGAUGAUCCAUUGAACAGUGAGAUAUGUUCAGAGGACAAUCAGACCAACGACACUGAUCAUGAGAUACGUUCAGAGGAUAAUCAGACCAACGACACUUGUCAUCUUUUUUCAGCGGCCAGGGUACAUGUGGAGGAGAUAAGUUCUUUAGUUGCAGCUAUGGCUAUGGGAACGGAGUCUUUUGAUCGACAGUCUGUGGUAGCUCAGUUGAUGCUAGAAAUUGAAGGAUUGAAGGGAUCUCAGUUAAGACAAAUGCAGAAAAUUAGUUCUCUGGAGCAGGAUUUGGUUCAAUCAAAUCUGGAAAUUCAACGAUGGAAAAACCAGUGUAAUGUGUUUGAAUGUGGACCAUUUCCUUCAAGUGGGCAUGAAUCAUUGAUUGAACCUCAUCCGGAAAUUGAUGUUUCUGUACUUAUAGUGGGAGGAUUUGAUGGUUCUGCAUGGUUACCAGCUUUGUGUUCCUAUUCUCUUUCUCAUGACAGAAUGAAAUCUCUUAGCCCGAUGACCUUUGUGGGUCCAUAUGCCUCAGCAGCAAAGUUGAAUGGUGAACUUUAUACUUUUGGUGGUGGACAUGGUGAUGUGUGGUAUGACACAGUAACGGUAGAAUUCUAUAUGUUUCUAGUUGAAUCCUACGACCUCACAAGAAAUCAAUGGGUUAGCCAACCUCCUUUAAAUCAGAAGAAAGGACAUUUAGCAGGGGCUUCUUUAUAUGACAAAAUUUUUGCUAUUGGCGGCGGAAAUGGGGUUGAAUGUUUCUCAAAUGUUGAAAUGUUUGGUUUGAAUAGUGGAAGGUGGAUCUUCACCCAGGCAAUGCAUCAAAAGCGAUUCGCUCCAGCUGCAGCAGAAAUUAAUGGUGCACUCUAUGUCGUUGGUGGAUAUAAUGGAAGAGAUUACUUGAAAUCUGUUGAAAGAUUUGAUCCUCGAGUGCGGUCAUGGACUAGACUAGGCAGUAUGAACACGAAGAGGGGAUGCCAUUCGUUGGUUGCGCUGAAUGAAAAAUUAUCUGUUGAAAGAUUUGAUCCUCGAGUGCGGUCAUGGACUAGACUAGGCAGUAUGAACACGAAGAGGGGAUGCCAUUCGUUGGUUGCGCUGAAUGAAAAAUUAUAUGCCAUGGGUGGUUGCAAUGGGACUAGUAUGGUUUCAACUGUUGAAGUUUUUGAUCCUCGGAUUGGUUCGUGGAUGGCUGAGGAAUCCAUGAAGGAUCCAAGGGGAUUUUUUGCUGCAAUUGUGAGUGGGGGUAAGAUUUAUGUGAUCGGUGGUCUGGACCAUAACAGCACUAUUUUAGAAACGAUUGAAAGUUACGAUGAGGGUUCCGGUUGGCAGGUGACUAACCUGAAAGCUGUUGGGAAAAGAGGCUUCUUCUCCGCCCUCGUGCUUUGA